CUGUGUUUUGCGUCUGUCUUUAACAGGAAACAGGAUAAAUGCAUUCUUGUUGUAAAGUGUAUUUACGUAGGUUUUUCCUUGCUGAAGAUGAAAGGAUAGGCUCGUAUUCCAGAGGAUUUACGGUAAGUGUCCCUCUAGAGUGCUAAGGAGACAGGGAUGCAGUGAAUGAGAGAGAGCGAGAGAGAGAGAGAGUGCAGAGAUGCUGCAGACCCACUUCUGCCCUUGUUUUGUCUCAUCCGCUUAUAGAGGCACUUAGUGCAUUUCCUCUGGUCUCCUCUCCUGCAGCUCUUCUUUGGGGCAGGAAAUGCACUUAUUCUUUUGUGUCAAAUUUAAUUUAUGUGCAUAAUUUAUUGGAUGCUGAUGUUCUGCAGGAGUGCCUGGACUGGAACGUGGGACUGUGUACAUAGAUCAGUUGUACUAAAGCUCUGAAUGAGAGUUAAACGACCUAGUCUCUUCUAGCUCCAUCUCAGCAUUUGAUUCUGGCUGUCUCUGAUUAUCAUGCUGAAGAAGAGGAACCCUGAGGUGCUGAUGGACCGGGAGGUUCUGCUGGAUCUGGACUACAGCGGCGAGACUCGUGGUCCAGACAGUUAUGGAAGCCUGCAAAAUGGGGGCUUCAUCCCUCCCAGAUAUUUGAAUACUGCGGGUAAUGAUGAGGAUGAUGACCCCAUAUAUGUUCACUGUGAGCGGACCUCAAGCCCACCUGUUCACCCCUCAGGCAACUACUUCAGAGACGGCCAAACAAAAAUAGACUUCGUGCUGGUGUGGGAGGUGAAGGUGCGUCGCAAGCGUCGAAGUCGGGGACAGUCGCAAGGAGAGGCUGCAGAGGAGGCAGUAGAAGCAGCACAGGAGGAGAGCAGGUCAGAGAGAAGGAAAGCUCAGCUGGCCCGAUGGAGGGACAAAUUCAUCCAAAACCUCCAGAGUGCUGGACUGUUGAUGGAAAAGGAGGAAUCAUCCAGUGUAAAAAAGACUAUACACUAUCUGAAGCUCCAUGCUCCAUGGGAUGUGUUAGUGUACUACGCUGAGGAGUUAUGUCUUAGAGCACCUCUGCAGGCACAGCCGCACCCAGACUUCAACACUUCUGCUCGAGUUCUUCAGAAGCUCUGGGUGCCGAACAUCAUGAAAGACUCAGUCCCCAACCGUCCUGUGGACUACUACACAUGUGCCUUCCGCAAGUCCAAAAUGGAAAAGUUUCUGGGCUCUGAUGACCGUGAAAAUUACUUCACCAACACACAAAGACACCGCAUUGUAUAUGAAAUCUUAGCAAGGACCGUGUAUGGCAGGAGGAAGCGUGCAGAAGUUGGAGUUGCUCGUCUUCUGAAUGAGGGGGCUUUUACGGGUGCAUUCCCUCUGCAUGAGGGCCCAUUUGAGCUCCCAGGUUGUGACAUGCAGCCCGAUCAGUUGAACAAGAGGCAGGUACUGUACCACUAUUGGUCCAACUGGUUAAAAUGGUAUAAGUACCAGCCUCUAGAUCACAUUCGUGAAUACUUUGGAGAGAAGAUUGCGUUUUAUUUUGCAUGGUUGGGAUUUUACACAGCCUGGCUUUUGCCUGCUGCAUUGGUUGGGACGUGCGUCUUUGUUUCGGGUAUUUUGACAAUGGGAUCCAAUACCCCAGCGAAGGAAAUCUGCGAGAGUGGAGGACUUUAUCUAAUGUGUCCUCUGUGUGAAACCUGCAAACCUUGGAAUAUGUCAGACAUCUGUCCCAUGGCCAAGGUGGGCUAUCUGUUUGAUCAUCCCGGCACUGUCUUCUUCAGUGUGUUCAUGUCUUUGUGGGCCGUCACGUUCCUGGAAUACUGGAAACGCAAGAAUGCCACUCUCGCUCACCACUGGGACUGCAUGAAUUUCCACGAAGAGGAGGAACCACCACGUCCUGAGUUUGUUGCCAUGGCCCCUGCAAUGGAGGAAAACCCAGUGACAGGAGUAAAGGAACCCUACUUUCCAGAAAAAGCCCGGAUUUCACGCAUGGUGACCGGCUCUAUGGUCAUUGUUAUAAUGCUGUGUGUAGUGAUGAUCUUCUUGGUCACAGUGAUCAUAUACCGCAGUAUAGUGAGUGUAAUGAUGUUUGAAACUGGGAGUUCCGUUCUGCGUACUCAGGCUGGGAAUAUUGCCAAUAUCUCCAGCAGUUUGGUGAACCUGGCUUUGAUCUUGCUGAUGGGGCAGGUCUACACAGCCCUGGCAGAACAGCUCACUAAAUGGGAAAUGCACAGAACACAGACACAAUAUGAAGAUGCCUUUACAUUCAAAGUCUUCAUCUUCCAGUUUGUCAACUUUUACUCGUCGCCCUUCUAUGUAGCCUUCUUCAAGGGCAGAUUUGUGGGCUAUCCUGGUCAUUAUGGCACUCUGUUUGGGAUGCGGAAUGAGGAUUGCGGACCAGGAGGUUGUCUGAUAGAACUGGCUGAGCAGCUCUGCAUCAUCAUGGUGGGAAAACAACUUAUCAACAACGUUCAGGAGUUUGUCAUCCCUAAAAUAAAGGCUUGGAGACAGAAGCGGGCCUUAUCAUCUGUCAAAAAGGCCCAGAAGGCAGAGGAGCCCAAGCGCUGGGCGCAGGACUAUGAGCUGAUUCCAUGUGAGGGGCUUUUUGACGAGUAUCUGGAGAUUGUCCUGCAGUUUGGCUUCAUCACCAUUUUUGUGGCGGCCUUUCCUCUGGCUCCUCUCUUCGCCCUGCUGAAUAACUGGGUGGAAGUGAGGCUGGACGCUUAUAAGUUUGUGUGUGAAUACCGGAGACCCGUGGCAGAGCGAGCCCAGCACAUCGGUGUGUGGUUCAUCAUACUGGAGGCGCUGUCCCACGUGUCCGUCAUAGUCAAUGCUUUCCUCAUUGCAUUUACCUCAGAUUUUUUGCCUCGCCUGUUAUACCAGUACAAGUUUAACAAUGACUUGCAUGGUUAUGUCAACUUCACGCUGGCUUACUCUCCACCCAGUUAUAACUACUCCAGUUAUACUGUGUGCAGAUAUAAAGCAUUUCGGGAUGAAAAUGGAAAAUACACGCUGGUGUAUUGGGAGCUUCUGGCUGUAAGACUGGGCUUUAUCAUCGCCUUUGAGCAUGUGGUGUUCUUCGUCCUGCGUGCCAUCGACUGGAUGGUUCCCGACAUCCCUGAGUCUUUGGAGCUGAAGAUCAAGCGGGAGCGUUACCUGGCUAAGCAGGCUUUGGCUGAUAACCAGGAGGCCCUGCUGCAAGCGAAGCGCCUCACUACAUGAGACUGACGUGCAGGGCAGGGGCUUCUCCAGAAGGGGGCGUAGUCGCUAAGAAAACACUUUACUCCCUUAGAAGUGAUCCAAGAUGGACUUGUUUUGAAAAAAAAAAAAUGCACUUGGACUGAAGCUUGGCAUGGUUUUGUGCUGGUUGAUUGAGUGUGUGUGAGCAUGCAUUUCAAAAUGUAGAGGUCUAUGCCAAAAUUGUACUCUACCACCUCUACUUUAACAAACGGCUGUUUACAUAUGACUUCCUCUGGCUCCAACUAUAUUAAGACAUGUGAUCACCUACACAUCUCACUCUCCCUGCCCUUCCGAUAAAUGAUAUAUUCCUGUUCGGAUUUAGUGGGAGGACAGGGAGGUUUGCUUUUCUACAUUAAUACUAAAGUAUAUAUUUGUACUACUGCCAAAAUGAAAAUUGUGAAAGACAUCAAGAAGCCUACUCUACAUUGUGUUAGUGUGAAAUGCUUCUCUGAAUAAUACCUUAAUAUAUUUACAUUUGUCAUGUCUAUCUCCGGGCUGUUUAAGGAAUUAUGUUUUAAAAUAAAGCUAGUUUCAAUAACCGUUCAAAAACCAUUGAAGUGUUUACAUGCUGGAGGACAGGAUUUAAAAAGAUAGUUCAGCCAAAAGUUAAAAACUCAUGUCAUUGCAAAUAAAUAUGACUUUCUUUGUUCCGUGGAACACAAAAGGAGAUGUGUUGACUAAUGUUAACACUAGUCUCUUUUGAAUAAUGAAAGUUGUUGAUGAUCAGGGGAUGUAAAGCUUCAAAUAAGCACUGUAAAGAAGACCUGUGCAUUAUAUUCCAUAUCUUUUGAAUAGGGCUGCAUUAUUUGGGCAAAAAAUGCAAUUGCAAUUUAUUUCUGAUUAAAAAAUAAAUAAUUGCAAACAUUUUAAAAUAAUUAUAAUCGCAACCUUUAAAAGAAAAAAAAAAAGCUCAAGGUUUGCUGUGCUUGUGUAGGACAAUUUGGCAAAAAAAACAAUUAUCAAUUUG
This is a messenger RNA of Onychostoma macrolepis, 4177 nucleotides long. RefSeq names its product anoctamin 11 (gene ano11). Gene Ontology annotation, molecular function: protein dimerization activity; chloride channel activity. The coding region runs from base 499 to 3192 and encodes 897 amino acids. Gene Ontology annotation, biological process: chloride transmembrane transport. Lineage: Eukaryota; Metazoa; Chordata; Actinopteri; Cypriniformes; Cyprinidae. The transcript has 23 exons. The record is from RefSeq and is a predicted model, not a curated record. Gene Ontology annotation, cellular component: plasma membrane.